Messenger RNA from Fimicolochytrium jonesii, 1206 nucleotides. Its product is annotated as beta-lactamase-like protein. The coding region runs from base 1 to 1206 and encodes 401 amino acids. NCBI's taxonomy places the organism in Eukaryota, Fungi, Chytridiomycota, Chytridiomycetes, Spizellomycetales, Powellomycetaceae. The transcript is spliced from 3 exons. Gene Ontology annotation, biological process: protection from non-homologous end joining at telomere; interstrand cross-link repair; double-strand break repair via nonhomologous end joining. Gene Ontology annotation, molecular function: damaged DNA binding; 5'-3' DNA exonuclease activity. The record is from RefSeq and is a predicted model, not a curated record.
AUGUCGGCGGCAAAGACAAAACAAAACAUCUCGUUGAACCAACUCCCUCCGGGAAAGAACAUACCGGGCACCGCCAUCGUCGUCGACGCCUUCAAAUAUCGUAACCCGGACUUCCUGUACUUCCUGAGUCACUUCCAUCAAGACCAUUAUGGCGGAAUUACGAAAAAUUGGAGCGAUGGGCCCAUAUACUGCUCUCAAAUUACCGCACGGCUACUCCGGCACGUUCUCGAUGUUCCCGAACAGUAUAUAAAGUCGUUGCCUCAGAAUGAGCCUGUGGACCUGAAUGCGGAGUGCAGGGUCACUCUGAUGGAUGCGAACCACUGUCCUGGCGCGCACGUGCUGAUUUUUGAUGUGAAAACCGACGAAAGCGUAAAGCGAUACGUUCACUGCGGAGAUAUGCGUUAUGAAGCGCGGAUGAAGUGUUGGCCUUCCUGGUUUCGCGACGGCGCUUUGGUCGACGUCGAAACAGUCUUUCUCGACACGACAUAUUGUAAUCCUCGCUACAAGUUCCCGAAACAGGACGUUGUCACAGCGGCUGAUGAUACACCGCCACUAGCACAAGCACAGCGAAGAACAUUGUUCGUCGUGGCCACCUACACAAUCGGCAAGGAGAAAGUGCUGCACGAGAUUAGCACGGCUUGCGGCGACCUGUGCAUUUACACCUCCCCGGACAAAAAGGAAAUUCUGAAUCUUUUGGACUUGCCUUAUGCGAACAUCUUUGUGAGAGAGCCUCGCGAAUCUUCCGUUCAUAUGAUUACUUGGGGGAAGCUGGGGGAAAUGGUUCCUGGGGGUUGGAGAUUUUUACCGAAUUGGGGAUUCGCACAAGAAUAUUUGGAUUGGGCCAACUCGCUGCUCUCAGACGACGUUCCAAAGUUUACCCAUCUUGCGGGGAUCGUCCCCACCGGAUGGACAUGGGAGUUUCAAAAGCAGCAUGGGACGGGCUCUCUCUUUCAUUGCACCAUGAAGCCAGGCCAAGAACACCUGUGUAUAUAUGAGGUUCCCUAUUCAGAACAUAGCAACUUCGAAGAAUUGCGGGAGUUCGUGGAGUUCCUAAAACCCGCGCGCGUGGUUCCGACUGUUGUCGGAAAGAGCGGCAAUGCGGGGAAGCUAGCCGGGUACUUUAGGGAUCUUGUGGACUCGCGAAAAAGUUUUCAGCUCGGAUUCAACGACUUAUUCGCAGGCGAGUGGACCUUCAACUUCUCGUAA